UAACUGACCUUGGCGUAAUAAUAUUGUUGCCGCAUCGAACUAAAAUGUGUGAUAAUCCGUCAAAUCUUGGUAGUUGAUCCAGUUAACAGUCGCAUAUUCUCGAAGGCAUCAUGGAAAUAAGUUUCCAGACAAAAAGGGCCCUAGUAACAGGUGCAAGUAAAGGAAUUGGCAGGGACCUGGUGAAGCAAUUGGCGAAGUGUGGUGCACAAGUUAUAGCAGUUGCAAGAAGUCAAGAACUUUUAGAAUCCUUAAAAAAAGAAGUCCCAUCGAUCGAGAUAGUCACAAUGGACAUCGGAGACUGGAACAAAACCCAACAAACGCUGAGUAAACUAGGUCCUAUCGACUUACUAGUGAACAACGCCGGUCUUGCUCUUCUAGCCCCUGUGACAAACAUCCCAGAAGACCACUUCGAUCAAAUCUUCAACGUGAACGUAAAGGCCGUGAUGAAUGUGACCCAAUGCGUAGCUAAGCAGCUGAUCGAGAGAAAGGCGCCAGGAUCCAUAGUCAACUUGUCUUCGCAAGCUUCCAUGGCGGGUCUCAAAGAACACGCUGUGUAUGCCGCCAGUAAAGGUGCGAUCGAUGCUUACACCAGGGUAGCCGCCUUGGAAUUGGGCCCCCACGGUAUAAGAGUCAACAGUGUCAAUCCAACUGUCAUUAUGACAGAUAUGGGUAAAGUUGCGUGGUCAGACCCGAAGACUUCCGACCCUUUGAAGGAUAAAAUACCAUUGAAAAGGUUCGGCGAGGUCCAUGAAGUCGUGAAUACAAUCCUCUUCCUUUUAAGUGAUAAAGCAAGCUUGAUCACAGGAGUCUGUUUACCAGUCGAUGGGGGAUACACUGCUGUAUAAUCAGCAGAAAAAAAGAAGAAUAUUACGAAUAUUUUCAUUCAAUAAAAAAUACUUCUAUAUUAUACAUAACAUGGAAUAAAUAAUCUCAUAAGCA
Messenger RNA from Coccinella septempunctata (seven-spotted ladybird), 939 nucleotides. RefSeq names its product L-xylulose reductase. Bases 111 to 845 code for a protein of 244 amino acids. The record is from RefSeq and is a predicted model, not a curated record. The transcript has 5 exons. Lineage: Eukaryota; Metazoa; Arthropoda; Insecta; Coleoptera; Coccinellidae. Gene Ontology annotation, molecular function: L-xylulose reductase (NADPH) activity; carbonyl reductase (NADPH) activity. Gene Ontology annotation, biological process: xylulose metabolic process; glucose metabolic process.